UCAUACACAGGAAACAACUGUAUAUGGAGUGCAUUAGGACUCUGAUGCUCAUGGGAGCCCGCUGUGGGACAAAGGAUCUGAAAAGUGGGCGGACUUCGCUUCACAUGGCUUCUGAGGAGGCAAACAUAGAGCUGCUCCAUUUUUUCCUUGACCAGCCACUUGCACUGGCUCUCGUGAAUGUCGAGACAUUCAAUGGAAACACGGCGCUGCACAUCGUCAGCUCUCUGCAAAAUCAUGAAGCUCAAGUGGACGCAGUGAAGCUGCUGCUGAGGAGAGGAGCCAACCCCAGUGCCAAAAACAUCGAGAAUGAACAGCCUGCCCACCUGGUGCCUGAAGGACCCACUGGGGAAAAGGUGCUGCAGAUCCUGAGGGGGAAAGAUGUUCGUGUUUAACUCAAAACUCAAAACCACUGUCAGUCAGACAGUCCACAUCUAUGAAGACAUAAUUUGCCGACAGGAGGCAGAUGUUUGUUGUUUCAAUGAAACAUGUCCAGUUGUUCAUUACAAUGUAGUGUUGAAAAUGAAAGUGAAGAUUUCAUUUAAUUUUUUUUCUCAUUUCAUGUGUUGUGAUUUUGCAUUUACUGUGUAUUUUCGGCUCUGAGCUGACUCAGUUUUAAACUGGCAGAUAAUGAGCAGAGAUGGGUUAGGUAUUUGGAAGAGUUUAGAGACUUAGACAGUUUUAAUGAUGAUUAAAUCAUAUGAGCAAUUUGAUUUUGUUAGUUUGUGUUAGGAGCUUUAAAAAUGUUAUGUAUUAUCUUAUGUUUGGUUGUUAACAUAAUAUAGAUGAUUGAUUGAUAGAUGAUUGUAAAAUCAGUUUACUAUUUUAAUAAUAUGUGGAAAGUUAUGUCUCUAUAAUCAAACCUGGUUUCUCAAAAUCUUGAUAGUGUAGAAGAAUUAAAUGAAAGGCAUGUUAACAUAUUUCAUGCUUAGAUUACAUGGAAAAUACAUUAUAAUGUGCAAAUAAAUGUUAAAUAUUUCAAAGUUUAAGGUGCAUUUAAGCAUUUAAGGUGUGAUUUUCAACUAAUAAAAUAAAAAUAAUUA
Molecule: messenger RNA, 1040 nt
Organism: Myripristis murdjan (pinecone soldierfish)
Lineage: Eukaryota; Metazoa; Chordata; Actinopteri; Holocentriformes; Holocentridae
Product: NF-kappa-B inhibitor zeta-like
Exons: 4
Coding region: 24-392 (122 amino acids)
Biological process (GO): regulation of gene expression
Cellular component (GO): nucleus
Molecular function (GO): protein binding
Source: RefSeq, a predicted model, not a curated record